Molecule: messenger RNA, 4463 nt
Organism: Psammomys obesus (fat sand rat)
Lineage: Eukaryota; Metazoa; Chordata; Mammalia; Rodentia; Muridae
Gene: Tmc7
Product: transmembrane channel like 7
Exons: 16
Coding region: 123-2300 (725 amino acids)
Cellular component (GO): plasma membrane
Molecular function (GO): mechanosensitive monoatomic ion channel activity
Source: RefSeq, a predicted model, not a curated record
GGUAGCUGCUCCCCACCCCGCGCCCGUGGGAACGGCCCCGCCCGCCUCUGUGACGUCAUCCGGAACCCGAAGAGGCGGGGCCGCGGGUCCAGGCGGCUGGAGGGUCCUCGCCGAGCCGUGUGAUGAGCGAGGGCAACGCGGGCGACACGGGCCGCGGGUUCAGCCGGCCGCGGGCGGUACACCCAGAGAACAUGUCUCUGGGUUCUAGCUGCUUCUCUCCUCCGCCCGUGAACUUCCUUCAAGAGCUGCCAAGCUAUCAGUCAGUGGCGCGCAGAAGGACAAACAUCCUCUCCCGGGACAAGCAGAGCAGUACCCUGCUGAAGCCGACAGACUCCUACAGUUCCCAGCUAGAUGGAGGAAUCGCAGAAAACCUCAACAGCCAGUCCAUCCGCAAGUACGCGCUGAACAUCUCGGAGAAGCGGAGACUCAGGGACAUUCAGGAAACCCAGAUGAAGUACUUAUCAGAGUGGGACCAGUGGAAACGGUACAGCAGCAAGUCCUGGAAGAGGUUCCUAGAGAAAGCUCGGGAGAUGACCACCCACCUGGAGCUGUGGCGCAAGGACAUCCGCAGCAUUGAAGGGAAGUUUGGCACAGGGAUCCAGUCCUACUUCUCUUUCCUACGGUUCCUGGUGGUGCUGAACCUGGUGAUAUUCCUGAUCAUCUUCACGUUGGUUUUACUCCCCAUCAUACUCACCAAGUACAAGAUUACCAACAGCACUUUCGUGUUCAUUCCAUUCAAAGACAUGGAUAUUCAGUGCACACUGUAUCCAAUAAGUAGCUCUGGGCUCAUUUACUUCUACAGUUACAUCAUAGACCUGUUGUCUGGCACAGGUUUCUUGGAGGAGACCAGCCUUUUUUAUGGACACUACACCAUCGAUGGAGUAAAAUUCCAGAACUUCACGUAUGAUCUGCCCCUGGCUUACUUGGUAAGCACGAUUGCCUACCUGGCCCUGAGCCUCCUCUGGAUAGUGAAAAGGUCAGUGGAAGGGUUCAAAGUCAACCUGAUUCGGAGCGAGGAGCACUUCCAGAGUUACUGUAACAAGAUCUUUGCUGGCUGGGACUUCUGCAUCACCAAUCGCAGCAUGGCUGAGUUGAAGCAUAGCAGCUUGCGGUAUGAGCUCCGAGCAGAUCUGGAGGAAGAGAGAAUACGCCAGAAAAUAGCAGAGAGGACCUCAGAGGAGACCUUGCGCAUUUACUCUCUGAGGCUGUUUCUGAACUGCAUUGUGCUGGCUGUGCUAGCGGCAUGCUUUUAUGCCAUCUACCUAGCCACCACCUUCUCACAAGAACACAUGAAAAAAGAAAUCGACAAGAUGGUUUUUGGGGAGAACCUCUUGAUACUGUACCUCCCAUCCAUUGUGAUCACACUGGCCAAUUUCAUCACCCCAAUCAUCUUUGCCAGGAUCAUCCACUAUGAGGAUUACUCGCCAGGCUUUGAGAUCCGCCUGACAAUUCUUAGGUGUGUCUUUAUGCGGCUGGCCACCAUCUGCGUGCUGGUGUUCACGCUGGGCUCCAAGAUCACGUCCUGUGGUGACCACACAUGUGAACUCUGCGGCUAUAACCAGAAACUCUACCCGUGCUGGGAGACACAGGUGGGACAGGAGAUGUACAAGCUGAUGAUUUUUGACUUCAUCAUCAUCCUGGCUGUGACACUGUUUGUGGAUUUCCCAAGGAAGCUCCUGGUGACCUACUGUGCCUCCUCCAAGCUGAUCCAGUGCUGGGGGCAGCAGGAGUUUGCCAUCCCGGACAACGUCCUGGGCAUCGUGUACGGGCAGACCAUCUGCUGGAUCGGAGCCUUCUUCUCCCCACUCCUCCCGGCAAUCGCAACCCUGAAAUUCGUCAUCAUCUUUUACGUGAAAGAGCUGAGCCUUCUUUACACCUGCAGACCCUCCCCGAGGCAGUUCAGAGCAUCCAAUUCUAACUUCUUCUUCCUGCUGGUGUUGCUGAUAGGGCUGUGCUUAGCUAUAAUACCUCUGACCAUCAGCAUGUCUCGCAUCCCUUCCUCCAAAGCCUGCGGGCCGUUCACCAACUUCAACACCACCUGGGAGGUCAUCCCUCGGACCGUGAGCGCCUUCCCCAGCUCGCUGCAGACCCUGAUCCACGGCGUCACAUCGGAGGCCUUUGCGGUGCCCUUCUUCAUGAUCAUCUGCCUCGUCAUGUUCUACUUCAUCGCACUGGCUGGAGCCCACAAGCGGGUGGUUGUGCAGCUCCGAGAGCAGCUGUUCCUGGAGAGUCGUGACAAACGUUACCUCAUCCAGAAACUAACAGAAGCUCAAAGAGAUGUGCGGAGCCAGCCAGUUUGAGCACGAAGAUGCUACCUGAACCUUCUCAGCACGUGACUCCGAUGAUCCUACAAAGUCCACCUGGGAUUUGAGUGGAAAUUCUAGACUUUUGGGCGUUUUGGUGACUUAGCCAAGCAGGCUGACACCCAGACUGACACCUGGAAAGUGGUGGCUCACUGAGGACCCCACCAAAACACUAACUUUCCAAGCUGCUCAGCCUUUAUAAUCAAAAUCAGAGUGGGGAGACUUUUAUUUAUUUUGUCUUUGUUUAGACUUUUGUAUUUUUUUUUUUAAGAAAAGGUUUGUCUUAAUUUUCAAAGUAAAACGGGGGAACUCAGUUUUACUGAGUUCCACGCUGGGUGGUUUCUUCGUAAGCUUUUUUCCAGGCUGAGUUGAGCGUCUUCCCAAAGUUUACUGGUGACAAAAUUAAGCCUGACUUAUUUUUUCAGAUGAAUAGAAAUCUUCAGAUGCUAAGGCCUAGAAACGGGUGAUAAGAAUGUGGAGAGACCAUCCUGGUGGCAGAAGGGAAAUCCGUCCCAGCUCUAUGCUCGAGUCACAUUUGAAUUCCUGCCCACACCAGUAUCAGCCCUUGAGCAGGGUGCGGGGGCAGUUGGAGCCUCAGCUUUUUAGCUCUUCAAGCCUUUUCUGCAGUCUUGUCCACAACUCAAGGGAAAGUGACCUGAGCCGACCAGCUGGCCACGAUCCUUCACUUUCCACCUGGCCCCGGGUCCUGAGACUUUGUGAAGGGUAAAGCCUUGCAAGGUAGAUGGACGUUUCUCCGUUUUCCAAAUGUCAGUCCUCUUCCUCGCAUGGAGCUCUUCGUUCCUGAAGGACACCGAACAUUUCAGAGCCAGGCUGCAAUGUGCUGUUUGGUAUUGGAGCUGGAGGUUUACAGGUGUGAUUUUAGAUGUACAUCUUCAGCCUAGACUGUUCAUAAGAACAGCCCAUAAUGCAAACAUAGGUUGGGUUCUGAUUGCUUAAAUACACAUCUCAAAGGGCUAGGUUUUGUUUGCUUGAACUUAAAACUUGGCUUAAGUUUGUAUGUAUCUUUGUUUUUAUAAAACAUUACAGAAACAGAGUAUCUCUUGAGAUCUCUACUACAGGAAAAGCCGUAUUUAUAAAUACCUCAUCGUAAGCCUUCCGGAGCCCACCCUUUUACGAGUGUCUGAUUCGAUGUUUUUGCUUUAAGAUCUGUCAGCAUGCUGCAGUCUGGUGACGGACAGGUGGCAUCUUCUACUGUUUUUCACUGGCUCCUAACCUUUUACAGUUAGAAUCAUGUUUUAGGAAGCUGCCAAGGAGGAUUUCCCUCCUCUGACCACUGCCUUGUACAUCAAAAAAAAAAAAAAAAAAAGGUUGGCUUCUUGUUCUGGAAGCAAAGCAGACUUGUCAUGGCUUACACAUCUGUCUGCGUAUAAAGGGUCCUUUGUUAGGAUGUGUGUGUGUGCACGCUUGGAGAUAGAACGCAUAUCCUCAAGCCCGGCAGUCAUUUCUUUGAUCUUCCAUAAGGCUGUAUUAACAUAGGAUGUUUUUCCUCCUGUGGGAAUGUGUGCUUCCUAGCCUUCUCUUGUAUUUGAAGAUCUAUUGAGUUUUUGGACCCAACCGAAGGAGUUUUGAGUAAACUCUCCUCAUUUUACAAAUUCUAAUUGUUGGCGUUUUCGCCUCGUGCCUUCAUAGAAUAUUCUUGCCUUCACCAGGCCCCUGAGGAUUAUCUACCUUCCUGUUUGUUUGUGGGAUGGUGGAUAAAAUGAACAACAUGUUUUCUUUGUUAUAAAACAUACCAAAUAUGCCAAUCCAUUUGCUAGUUUUAGUUAAUGCUGCUAAUAUGCAUUUGUCUUACUUGAAUGUUUUGAUAACAUUAAAUAACCAGGCAACGUCUGUACAGUUUUAAAGUUCAGUUCUCUAACAGGUGUGUGUUAAACUGCUGAUGUACAGUGUCUUGAAAGUUUUAAAGUGUAAUUCUGUGUACUUGAAUCCAGAGAAGCUCCUUGUCAACAAACAAGUGAUGAGGAAAAAUCUUAAUACUCCAUAAAGUUGCUCUUUAUUUUUCACUGAAGUUAGAGGAAGUAGCAUUUUGACAUCUGAUGAAUGUGUUAGAUAUUUUAAGCUUUUUAUAUCUUGGCACCAUUGAAAGCCACUGUUUUAAUAUUUAUUUUAUUAUUCUAUAAAGAUAUAAUAAAUACUGUA